AUGGCGGACGAAUUGAGCUUUCUCCAAAUAGUUUUCAAAUGCUAAUCAAACUGUCCUUAUACGAUCAUGGACCCACCCGACUUGCGAUAUGUUGUUCAAGCAACGAUCAUAAAGUACUUAGUUUGUAGUAGUGAUAUCUCACGGGAACACAUCGUAAUGCUGGAGUAUCUUCGAAAUUUUGGACUAGGUGUUUUUGGAGACGAAAUUCUUUCACAAAUCUUUGAAGAUUUUCCUGGUGAACUUACCGAUGAACUGUUAGCCGUCCUAUCACCUCCGCAUCUGAAGCAAUUAAAACUGAGAAACUGUGAUCGUUUGUCGUGCAGUGGGCUUCAAACGGCAAUUGCCAAGUGUCACCAGCUUCAGGCAAUUGACUUUACUGAAUGUAUUCAUCUCCUUCAUCCAGUCGUAUUUUGCUGUAUUAAAGAGAAAGCAACAAAAUUGGUGUCUCUAUCUUUUGAAAAUUCAGAAGUUGUCUCUGAUGACAUUGUUCAGGUGGCUUUGAUGUGCUGUCCAGGCUUAAAACACCUCAACCUUUCCAGUUGUAAAAACAUUACUGAUGCUGCUUUUGCAAUUCCAAACUCUAAAAAAGAAGCAACAAGCACAGAUCCUGCUUGUGAAACACCUCAGGCAGGUUGUAACCUUACUAAUGUUGAUAUAUCGGGCUGCCGCUCACUAUCAACUGAUGCAGUGAAACACCUUGUCAGUUUAUGUGGAUGUAGUUUAACAAGUAUCAAUCUUGCUUGCACAGGAGUCAAUUGCAUGGCAUUGCUGUACUUAGCUGGAUUAAAUAUGGAUAAAGUAGCAAGAAUCAUACACAAUACAGUUGCUAUAACAACCAAUCUUGCUUUGAUGUCACACAAAAAGACAGGACAGGACAUUGAUUUUUUCAAAACACAGCCAACCCCAAUGAUGUCAGAAGAUAAUGAUCUUUUUCAUGAUGAAGAUUUUUUUAAUGAAAUGGAAGUUUUGACACUAAAGUCUAUUCUCCCUCCAUGUCAUGAGGAUGAACUGCAUGAAGCAGGAAAUGAACAGAGCAAUGAGGAGUCUGCAUCUGAUACCUCUUUUUCAGUUUCAUCCAGUUUGUCCCCAGAAAUCCCAACAAGUAGUAAAGCUUCUGAUCACGACAGUGCAAGGUUUGGUCAGCUGUUGGAGAAGGGAGGUGAAGAGUGUUAUGAUGAUGGUGGUGAUAGAAAUUUCAUGGAGAGAGCAGGAGAUAGGAAAAUUUGCUGGAAUUACAUUCCCACUGAAGAUGGAUCCGAGGCAGUUGUUGACAAUGAAAGUACUUGUUGGAACAGGAUGCAAUUACUUUCAAUGAAAGAAGAAAGUACUUGUGAACUUAGGAGUGUAAGUAAGGGAGAGCUUUGCAUGGAGGGAUAUGAUCAGAUGACUGUCACAGAAAAAACUACGGAACACUGUGGAUCAGAGGAAAUUUUAGCUGGUGAAGGUAAUUUUGAAGUAGAGAGCGAUCCAGUACAUGAACUAGAACCUGUAGCUAAUGUGUCUACUUGUACAGGUUUUGGAGAAGAUGUCUUGAGUACAGAGUGUAUCAAUACUGAUAUGUCUUGGGGAAAAAUCAGGGGAGAGCAACCUGACUAUUCUACAACACAAUGUGUGGAAGCUGGGGAGGAAAAGUCUACAUACAACUAUCUUACCACACCAAUCACAAGCAUGAAUUGUGCUGUACCUUCUACAGAGUCAGCUUUAGAUGAUGGAGAAGUAGGGACUCAGGAGUUUAGAAUCCAUGCUAGGAGUGGGGAAGGAGAGAAACCUGUUAUUCCCAAUAUUUCUUUGCAACAUUUAGAUGAAGUGAAUGGUGAUUGUUGCUCUGCUACAUGUAACAUGUCAUGUACAGUGCAUGAAUCUUCCACCCCUGCUAUUAUUCCCGACAACAAUGGGAUAGGCAAGGAAUCUAAGAAUUGCUGGGAGGGUGAAGAUGUGCUAAAUGAGUACGUGGAAGAAGUUAACCCCAAUCAACAUAGAAUUUAUACUGGUGGAAAGGAUGACAAAAGUUCAUCUGACUGUUUACUUUCACCCAAAAGAGUUAUUCAAAUAAGUGAUUUGUUAUUAAUGCAGAGUUUUCAGCCACAGAUUACAACACUGGACAUCACUGGCAUGCAUUAUCCCAGCAAACAGCUGGGUAAUGCAUGCUUGAAAAUUUUCUCUCAUGGGAAUGAAUGCUUGAAAAAUUUUGCAAUUUCAUGGUUGGAACUGGAGGAUGGAAUGUUGACAUCCAUUCUCAAGCAUCAACAUGACCUGGAAUCUUUGUCUCUGGUUGAUUGUGAAAAGCUCAGCAACCUCUCUCUGAUCUCCAUCCCUGUGCAUUGUCCAAAACUCAGCAGUUUUGACCUGAAGGGCAUGUGUUAUGUCACUGACCAUGGACUGGUGCCCCUUGCUAGGAGCAAAUGUCUACAAUCCUUGUCCCUGGCUGAGGCUGCCAUUACUGACUUUACACUUGAGAACAUAGCCAAGGGCUGUGGGGCAAAGCUUAAAGUCUUGGACAUAUCCUGGUGUGAAGACGUCUCAGACCAGGGAAUGUCAGCGGUGGCAAAAUCUUGUCGCACCCUUCAACGACUUGGUCUACGCCAAUGUGCAGCUUCGAAGCUCACCAUCACUUCACUUGGAAAAAACUGCCAUCAUAUUUCUUGCCUGAACAUCGCAGGGAUUGAUAGCUUUACAGAUGAUGCACUCAGUAGCUUGGCCGAGAAUAUGCCGCUUCUCAGAGAAAUAGACGCAAGCUGGAACUCGCGUUUAUCGGAUAACGGCGUCAAAACCCUGCUUCAAAGCUGUGUAAAGCUUAAGAAAGCAGUUUUAAGCGGUUUAAAGCUUAUUACCUCUCAGCCAUUUUUGGAAAUCAUAGGAGAUUUGAGUUGUUGGCGCUUAUUGGAAGAAUUGUGGAGAUACAACAGAAAAUUCCAAGGUGUGCUACCCCAAGGGAAAGUUUCUCUGAAGGCGUGUGAUGCGGAAACAGCCAAGUCCCUCGGUGACCAAAUGCCAUGUCGCUCCAUGUCCUUUGCGCCCUCGUUACGUCAUAUUGAAGUUGAGUACAGCGACAAAGUGAAUGAUGAUCAUUUGGCAGCAAUCGUAGCAGUCUGUAGAGGAACCCUGUUCGUAAAAGACUAUUAUGGACAGCCAGUUGAGCCCAAAUGGAUAUUUCGAUAAAAUUAAAGCGCACGACGCAAAAAUGGUUUUUAUUUCCCGAUUUACCGGACACUUUUUUUAACCCACCCAUUGUCACCCUGAACAGUUUUAAAAUGAAUCAAUACAUAUGCAAUACCUACCGCUUGUUCUAUUUUUUUUUUCCUGUUUUACGUCGGAUCUUCUAAGCAGAUGUGCAAAAUGUAUUUCAGAGAGUUACAAAGUGACAAAGCAUAAUGUGCUAAAAUAAAUACUCUUUCAAGGGGCUUGAUAA
Stylophora pistillata is the source of this 3409-nucleotide messenger RNA. RefSeq lists its product as uncharacterized. Gene Ontology annotation, cellular component: SCF ubiquitin ligase complex. Gene Ontology annotation, biological process: SCF-dependent proteasomal ubiquitin-dependent protein catabolic process. Gene Ontology annotation, molecular function: protein binding. The record is from RefSeq and is a predicted model, not a curated record. Lineage: Eukaryota; Metazoa; Cnidaria; Anthozoa; Scleractinia; Pocilloporidae.